GCUUUGAUUCCUUUCGCAUCCAAAGAAAGCUUUUGAUUAUGGAACUUGUUGUUCAAGUUGCUUGAGAAAACAUGAAUUGUUGAAAAUGGAAUGUUGUGGUUUUUUCCCCGCCUUCAAUUGUAACAUAAUCCAGCUACAUUUCGACUGCAUCUAGUUUAUAAGAAACUCUUGGUUUCAGAUUCCAAGUCACCUUUCAACCGAAAAUUUCGGAUUAUCAAAGCAUUGAAUUCUCAAACAAAAGACACAUUAACCAUGGCCAAAAGAUCAAAUGGAUGCCCUGUGAGGCAUGAAAAGGAUCAGUCAGGCUGUAUGUGGGGCUUGAUUAGUAUGCUUGACUUCCGCCAUAGUCGAUCAACUCAGAGACUGCUCUCCAUUAGAAGGCGCAGGAACGGAAAUGCCGUUGUUGUGGGGAAUGCAGGAAAUAAACUUAUGUUGACUAGUUCUGCCGAAACUUGUCCCAGACCUCUUGAUGGUGAAGAGGAAACGGCAGCAAUCGAUGCAUGUAAGCUGACCGUGAAAAAACUCCUAGAAGAAGAAAUGAACGGAGGGAAGAUUGCAAUGAAAGAGGCAUAUAGUACAGAAGUUGAAGCAAAACAGUUCGAUUCCAAGCAAGGAGAUGAUGGAAGGAAGAAACGUAAAAGAAAAAACAAAACUUGCAAGAAAAGUUUCGGUAACAAUCUUGAUAUGGAUGUUGCCAAGGAAGUGGUAUCUGAAGGAUCUUAUCAGCAUAAACCAGAGCAACAAACAACAAGCAAUCUCGAUAUCGACAAUCUAAUGGAAGAGUUUUUUCGGAGAGUCCAUCAGAAAAACAUCAAUUGUGUGAACCAUGACCAGCUUGAGCGAAACGAGGCAAUCAAGUUCUUAGUGAGUCGGAAGCUUCUUAAUUGGGACCAACUUACAGAAGAUGGGGAAAUCCGAGCCUCGAAAGAAGUCAUGGAUGCACUACAGAUUUCGAGUUUAGAUGAGGAAUUGUUUUUGAAACUUUUACAAGAUCCAAACUCGUUGUCCAAGUAUGUUCUAGACUCGUCAGAUGCUCAUUUAAACGAUGAAGAGUCUAAGCUGGUGGCCGAAUCAAACUGUUCGGACGUCGAAUAUGUCUAUUUAAGACAACACAAUGAGCCCGUUAAUAGAAAAGACCGUAAUUUCUUUGGAAGAAAAUCGAAGUCUCAGGAAAGAGAACUUUCGGAUGGAAAUAAGGCUUCUCAAGCUUCAAAUAAAAUUGUAAUUUUGAAGCCUGGGCCAACAAGUUUGCAAACUCCAGAUACCGGAAGCAGCACCAUCUCAUCUUCGGAAUCUCGGUAUCUCAUUGGGAAACGGGAGCCAAAUGAGAAAGUUGGUUCCCACUUUUUUCUUGCUGAAAUAAAAAGAAAGUUGAAACAUGCCAUGGGAAGAGACCAACAUAGAAUCCCCACAGAUGGUAUAUCUGAAAGAUUUACCGAACUUAGUACUGAAUAUGAGACUAUUGAUUUGUCCAGGCGAAGGUAUAUCGAGGGAAAGAAUCAUCUCUCUGAGUUGCUAGCAAAUGGGGAUAAAAAUGUGGAUCUUUCAAGUGCACAGGUUCUGAAAACCAUAGAUGGGAAUCUUUCAAGUGCACAGGUUCUGAAAACCAUAGAUGGGAAUCUUUCUCUUCAGGAGUAUAACUCAUCCCCUGUCCACAGCACUGGCCAGUACUCGGAGCCUAGUUUUAGGACUGCACAGUCGAUAUUUGCAGGUUCGGAAAAAUCUGAGAAGACGAUUGAAAGCAAUCAAGUAAACCUUGUCAGCAAUCUAAGGCAAAUGAAAGAGAAGAGCGAUAGCCGUCUUUGCAGUUCCAACAACAAAACUUGUAAAGAAGUCGAAGGUGAUAAUGCAAUUUCAGACAAUCUUGACACUCAUGAGAAUAAUGAUGAAGAUGAUCCAGUUUUUUGUUCAACGAAAGAUGAAAUGAGUUCCGAAGAUUCUGCGAGUGUUGUUGAAACAACUGAAAUUAUGGUUCAUGAAGAAAGCAAACUCUUGGAUUCUUCUCCACUAGCGUCUCCAUCGAACACAUCAAUCACGAGAAAGGUUGAUUUUAUUGAGAGUUUUGCUGAUAUAAAGGAGUGGUCAAGUCCCAUAUCUGUUCUUCAGCCAAUAUUCACAGAUGAUCUUAUCAGCCCUGCAAGCAUCAAGUAUUCUUCCGGUGAAACAUUCAUACAACCUCUAAGAAUUCGAUUCGAAGAACAUAACACUUUGGCCACAGAUCAGAGUAAUCGUUUUAAAGCUUGUAUGGAUGAUAAGGAUUCAAUAUUUGAGAACAUAAAGACGGUGCUGCAAGCCUCGAGUUUCAACUGGGAUGAACUCUACAUCCAUUCACUUUCUUCCGAAGUGCUUAUCAACCCAUUGUCGCUUGAUGAGGUCAAGUACUUGCCGAACGAGCUUUGUCAGGACCGAACUCUGCUCUUCGACUGCAUUAACGAAGUUCUUGUAGAGUUUUGCAGGAACUAUUUUGGUUGCCCUGGCAUUUCAUUUGUUAAACCCAGUAUCAGUCCUCUCCCGAACAUGAAUAAUACCAUUCAAGAGGUCACGAAAGGAGUUUAUCGGCAUUUGCUUCCGAUCCCACUGCCUUGUACUUUGGACCUGAUAAUCAGAAAAGACUUGGCUAAGUCAGGAACAUGGAUGGAUCUUCAACUUGACACUGGUUGUAUUGGUGUUGAGAUUGGUGAAGCCAUCUUUGAAGAUUUAGUGGGAGACACCAUAACAAGCUGCAUAAACGAAAGUCGGAACUGCAAAUAUAAUGUGUUUCCAGCUUAGCUGAAGGAACUACGAGAGUUAGAUCGACUCAUGAACGACAACUGACUCGGUUUUGUUCAUACUUCAUACCAAUAAUGCACCUCACAUUGGAUUAGAGUUUGGAGAAAAGCAAGAUAAUCGAGUCUUUUGAAUAGAAAGGAUAGGCAGUAACAUUGAAUCAAGUAAGAAAGGACUUUCACUUAACUCCUUUCCCAUUGAAAUCAUGUAGAUACAGAGAAAACUUCCGGCACCAAAAACCGUUCACCGGAUGAUCUCACAAGCAGCAGCCAAAGUGUCUGUUUCAUGCAUCACGAUCCUUUGUAACUGCUUCAUCGGUGCAGGUGACAUUUCUCAUCGUAGAAUUCUGUCGAGUUUGGCGUGCAAUGCUUGUGUGUUUAAGGUGUAUGUUCUUAACUUUGAUUUCAUUCAUUCUUGGACUGUGUAUCAGUGUGCCUCGGUAUUUGGAGUUCCGAACAGAGAUUUAAUUUACGGUUGCA
Molecule: messenger RNA, 3245 nt
Organism: Hibiscus syriacus
Lineage: Eukaryota; Viridiplantae; Streptophyta; Magnoliopsida; Malvales; Malvaceae
Exons: 6
Coding region: 253-2769 (838 amino acids)
Source: RefSeq, a predicted model, not a curated record